CUGGUGUUUACACACCGCCACCAAGUUACUAAUUUAAGGCAGAGCCGACCUAGGGGACGCCCGCCGGAUUGGUUCAGAUGAUCGUUGCUCUCGUUGGCCGUGAUCGGGAAUGGAACUCGAAUGGCCUGCGGCCGCCGUGUGCCAGGUGACCCCGGGGGGGGGGGGGGGUCACGAUGGCCAUGCGAGUCGACGCCUCUACACAGACGGUCGGCCUCUUCUGCUUCUGGGACCUCGACGAGGAUUUAUUCCGCAGGAAAUUCGCUCCCAAGACGUUCCGGGAGAUGGGGACACAGUUGGACGCAGAGGCCGCGUGGCCCCACCGGGCCCCGUCGCCGGCGGGCCCCGCGCCCACGGAGUCCGCGCCCUCUCCCCCCACGUGCUCCGCUCGCCACGGCGCUGCCGCCGCCGCCGCCACCGCAGCUCACCGCGAGCCCUGGCCGCUGCCGUCGGACCUCGAGCCGUCGCUCCCGGCUGCCGGCUAUGGCUCGAGGAAGCGCAAGUGCCAACCCACCCGGCGCGUCUUCCCGGACAGCGGCGGCAUCGGCGGCGGCAUCGGCGGCGGCGACGGCGGCGGCGGUGCCGACGGUGCCGACGUCCGUGCGCCAGCUCGGCUGCCGACCGCGGCGUCCACCCCGCGUGGCCCUUCCGGCACGAGGGAGCCCGCGGACGGCUGGCGCUCCGCACCAUCGGCCGUCACCGUAGCAACCGCCGCCGCGGACGCCGCCGCCGCCGCGUCGCCGCCGCCGCAGGGCCCGAGGUGCCGGCGCGCGCCGUGCGCCUGGGGCGACCUCGCGGGCGGCGCCGACGGCAGCGACCGAAAGUUCCGGGCCGAGGGCGGUGGGGCCGGGGUGACGGGCGGCGGGCCCUGCGUCGGUGCGGGCACGGCGGAGAGGCUUAGCGCCGGCGGUACCGCCGACGCGAUGGAAUCUUCUGCAUCGUCGUCAUCAGCGGUGGCUGCCGACGGCGCCAUCGCAGGCACCGCUGGCGCCGCGAACAAUGACCAUGAGGCGGAGGAAGAGGAGGAGCAGGAGGAGGAUAGGGACGACGACGACGACAAUCGUGACGAAGACGAUGGCGGCGGCGAGCGAUCGCCGUCGGCCGCCGCGGCGGAGACGGAGGUCGAGACGAAGCGGCUGGACCGCAUGGACGUGAGCGUCUGCAUCGACGACUCCUACUGCGUCGCGGCGGCGGCGGGCGGCGGCGCGGCGGCGGCGGGGGGCGGUUCCGGCGGGGGGGGGCGGCGCUGGCAGUGCCGCCAGUGCGAGCGCUCCUACGCCUCCAAGUACAACCUGGUGACCCACAUCCUGGGCCACAGCGGCGCCAAGCCGCACGCGUGCCCCCAGUGCGGCAAGCUCUUCCGCCAGCUGAGCCACCUGCAGACGCACCGGCUGACGCACGCGGGCGCGCGCCCCCACCCGUGCCACGUGUGCGGCCGCGCGUUCACGCAGACGAGCCACCUCAAGCGCCACCUGAUGCGCCACGGCGCCGUGCGCUGCCACCCGUGCGGGCAGUGCGGCCGAGGGUUCGCCUACCCCAGCGAGCUGCGGGCGCACGAGCGCAGCCGCCACCCGCAGUCGGGCGGCGGCGGUCGCGACGGUGCUGCUGGCGGCGAUGGCGGCGACGACGACGACGACGGCGAUCGUGACGGCGGGGGUCGUGGCGGUUGCGAUGGCGGCGAUUGUGGUGGUGAUGGUGGCGCCAACGUCAGUAACAACAGCAGCAGCAGCGCCAUCGCCGGUGUGGGCAGAGGCGCGGGUGGUGAUGGUGGCGAUGGUGUGGACGAUGAAGAAGAAGAGGAGGAAGAGGAUGUGGGUGAACACCACAACGGCGGCGGUGGCGGCGGCGGUGAAGACGACGAGGAUGAUGAUGAUGAUGAUCGUGACGGCGACAUCGACGAUGGCGAUGAGGACGAUGGGGGGGAGGGAGCGAAGGGCCAGGAGGCGGAGGGUGCGGGGGACCUGGUGGCCGUGACCCCGGUGACCCCGGAGCCGGGACGCCACUGUGAGCAGUGCGACGCGGCCGGAGCCGUCCCCGACUCCGACGAGCUCAAGUGGGGCCAUGCGGUGGCAGCAGCAGCAGGGCAGCAGCAGCAGGAGCAGCAGCAGCAGCAGCAGCAGGAUGGAGGCGGAGGAGCGGGCGAGUUCCAGUGCGGGGAGUGCGUGCGCCGCUUCCGCUACCGCAGCCAGCUGGAGAACCACGCGCAGCGCCACCGCGGGGAGCGUCCGCACGUGUGCGCCGAGUGCGGCACCGAGUUCGCUCAGCUGCACCACCUCAAGCAGCACGCGCUCACCCACAAGGGUGUCAAGGAGCAUGAGUGCGGCGUGUGCGGCCGCGGCUUCACGCUGCACGCCAACAUGAAGCGGCACUUGCUGACGCACAGCAGCGAGCGCGCCCACCAGUGCCACGUGUGCCUCAAGGCGUUCGCGCAGAAGCAGACGCUCAAGGCGCACAUGGUGGUGCACUCGGACAGCAAGCCCUUCCACUGCAAGGUGUGCGGCAAGGAGUUCAACCGCCUGCACAACCUCAUGGGCCACAUGCACGUGCACGCGGCGCGCAAGCCCUUCACGUGCCCGCGCUGCCCCAGCCGCUUCACCCUCAAGGGCAACCUGACGCGCCACGCCAAGCUCAAGCACGGCCUGCACUCGGGCGACGCGCUGGCGACCGACUCCGCCUCGGAGGAGGCGAUGGAGUGGAGGCCGGACGCGACCCCCUACGACCUCGUGGGCUUCUCGGGCCGGACGAGCUCGGGCCCUGCCGAGGGCUCCGGGGGCCACGAGGAAGGCGGCGGGCCCAGCGUGCGCGGGGCCGCGGCGGCGGGCGUAGGUGGAGGGUGUGCACGGGGGAGCUACGGCGGAGACGCGGCGAGAGGCGGGGAAGCGGGGGAGCAGACGCCGGCCCUCGGAGCGGAGAAGGGCUUCUUCCGCGUCGACGGUGGCAGCGAGCGCGCCAGGAGCCUCUCCGCGGGCGCCAGCCCGAGCGUCGGCGGCCCGGGCCUCCACGUGAGCCAGAGCCUGAGCGUAGGGCCGAGCUUUCCCGCGGGGCAAGUCCUCCACGUGGUGCAAGGCGUCCCGACGGGUCACGGCAUCGCGGUGGGACAGGGCCUGCCGAUAGGCCAAGGCCUGCCCGUGGGCUCGGCCCUGCCCGGGGGCCGAAGCGUCCCGACGACGGACCACGGUCUCCCCGCUGCGGGCCAAGGCCUUCCCGUAGGCCCCGGUGUGCCGCCGGGCCAGUGUGGCCACCAGGCUGGUGGCGGCGCGGGCUGCGACGGGGCGGGCUGCCCGGCGUUCACGUACGACGCCAAGGGGGCCCUGCGCAACAUCAAGCUCUACUUUAGCAGUGCGUGCCACUAGCGGCGCUCGUGACACACGGGCUGGCACGACCUGACAUGCCUGGCACGGGCUGGCCGUGCCGGUGGAUGGUUGAGGUGGGUUGGGUGGCCAGGGCUGACGGCGGCCAGCCUGUCGGGGCUAUGAACCGGACACAGUUCAGGAAUUGACAUAUGCGUGCGUGUGUGUUUUGGGCAGCACGAAUUGAUUUGUAGCAAAGAUCUGAUGGGGAAAAUCUGUGGAUGAGGUGGCAACCCUAGCCCUAACCCACUCGCCCAUUCACUCGCCAAACCCAUAUUUUUCAAGUCGGCACGAGCUCGAUCAUCGCAGCUGUGCUUGCAGCUAGACUGCGAUGAAGUUCAACACAAGACCCAUGUGAGCGGGUAGAUCUGUGUUACCAAUCGGUGGUUUUCCGCCCGGACGCAGGUGGCUUAUUCCCCCGGACUGUCCUGGCCAAACCCGGACUUGGUGGCAACUGCCUGCUGUGAGGUUCGAUGGCCGGUUGGCAUUCGCUGUCCAUUCCUGCUUGACGUAAUGAGACGGAAUAAGCAAAUUACCCGGUGAUUAAAAAAAAAAAGCCACAGGGAGAAAUUGGCACUCGUUGGCAUCAGCAGGAGGCCUCCGGCAAGAACGCUGCCGGCUCACGACCCGUGUUCGAUUCCCGAUCACGGCCACCAACACCAAUGACGGCGAAUAUCUGAUGAACCGGUCGUGGGAUUCUCCUAGGUCGACUCGGCCUCAAAUGAGUACCCGGUGUGGUGUGUGUUAACAUAAGCACUGGUAAGGAGACAAAGGCGGCCGGGCGUGGUGCUGGCAAACCCCACCCCCUCGUGCGCCGUGCCGGCCUUCAUAGGUGCUGCUCGUGAACAUCACUUGC
Lethenteron reissneri (Far Eastern brook lamprey) is the source of this 4203-nucleotide messenger RNA. Its product is annotated as zinc finger protein 316-like. NCBI's taxonomy places the organism in Eukaryota, Metazoa, Chordata, Hyperoartia, Petromyzontiformes, Petromyzontidae. The record is from RefSeq and is a predicted model, not a curated record. Gene Ontology annotation, cellular component: nucleus. Gene Ontology annotation, biological process: regulation of gene expression.